Messenger RNA from Fragaria vesca subsp. vesca, 2001 nucleotides. RefSeq names its product calcium-transporting ATPase 12, plasma membrane-type-like. Lineage: Eukaryota; Viridiplantae; Streptophyta; Magnoliopsida; Rosales; Rosaceae. Gene Ontology annotation, biological process: calcium ion transmembrane transport. Gene Ontology annotation, cellular component: intracellular membrane-bounded organelle; membrane. The transcript is spliced from 2 exons. The coding region runs from base 1 to 2001 and encodes 666 amino acids. The record is from RefSeq and is a predicted model, not a curated record. Gene Ontology annotation, molecular function: ATP hydrolysis activity; ATP binding; P-type calcium transporter activity.
AUGGACACAUCAUGGGGUGCGCUGAUGAACAAAGUAACCAAAACUCCUAAUCAGGCUCAUUUACCAGCUCAACUUGAUAAGGUCAGCACAGGCACACAGAUUAUAGGGAUCUCAAUCUCUAUCCACAUCCUGGUAGUCUUGUUCUUCCGUUUCAUGGUUGAAAGGGAAGACAAUCACUCUAGCCUCCCAGACGGGAAACCGCCAACUUCAAGCAAGGAAAUAAUGAAUUUAAUUGAGAAAAUUGUGAUGAAACCGAGUGGUAAGAUCAAUAUCCUAACAACAUAUCUGGCUAUAUUCCUCGUAGGAGUUGUAGAAGGAAUACCUCUUGUUGUUACACUUGCCAUAAGGUAUUGGAAUAAGAAGAUAUUAUCUGGAAAGGCCACUUCUCAAGGGACUUUGGCUUGUGUCACCAUGGGAUCUGUCACAACUAUUUGCACUGACAAAACUGGAGUCCUAACCUUGAACACACUGAAAGUGCACAAGUGUUACAUUGGUGAUGAAGUCAUAGAAACUGACUAUGUCACUGGAAUAAACACACAUGUUCGUGAAGCUUUGUGCAACGGAAUCAGCACACCCCUUCUGACACCAAGCCCUCAUUGCAGCUCAACAGAUGACCCGCUCCUUUCCUGUGAUGACUUCAAUUUGGGAAUGCAAUAUGAGGUUUUGAGGCAAAAUUGUUCCAUUGUGGAGAUCAAAGGAUUGAGCACCAAUGAGGAAGGCAGUGGAGUAUUGAUAAGUAGUCCUAACAAUGAAGGAGAUAUGCACUCGCAUUGGAAGGGACCUGCAACAACAAUAUUAGACAUGUGUUCGCACUACAAUGAUAACAAAGGGGAAACAAAGGUCAUGGAUGAACAUAGUAUAUUGGCUUUUAACCAAAUCAUAGAGGGUAUGCAAUCCAAAUAUCUCAAGACCAUCGCAUUUGCUUACAGACAGACUGAGGUUUCGAUGCUAGAAGACAACAGCUUAAUCUUAAUAGCACUGCUCGGUGUGAGGUAUUCAUGCUGUACAGAUAUAGUGGAAGCUUGUCAAGAAGCAGGGGUCAACAUCAUACUGGUCUCAGAAGAUAAUGUUUCAGACCUGAAAGACAUUGCUGAUGAGUGUGGAAUACUUCUGAACCCAAACAGAUCGGUAGAAGGUAAAAGUUUUCGGAAUAGCACCCAAGAAAAGAGGAUGGACAUGGCAGAUAAAAUAUGCGUCAUGGGAAACUCCACUCCUUUGGACAGGCUCCUCUUGGUGCAAUGUCUGAAAGAAAAAGGCCACGUUGUAGCAAUGGUUGGAGUCGGAACAAAUGAUGUUCCAACUUUGAAAGAAGCUGAUGUGGGCAUUGCAAUUGGAACUUGGAGUAAUGGAGCGGCAAGAGAGAGCUCAGACAUUAUCAUCUGGGAUAAAAAUGUCAGUUUCUUGGUCACCAUUAUUGGAUGUGGAAGAUGCAUAUACUACAACGUUCAAAAGUACAUUCAACUGGAGCUCACCAUGAAUAUAGCAUGGUUGUUGAUAACAUCCACAACUACAAUGUGUUUGGGACAAAGUGCAAUUGCAGCCAUCAAAUUGGUGUGGGCAAACAUGGUUGUGACUCUUCUAGGCGGGCUUGCUCUAUUGUUGGAGCCUCCAACAGAGGAACUCAUGAAGAAGGCACCAAUCAAACGAAAUGAAUCUCUCAUUAGCAAGCCAAUGUGGAGAAACAUAGUCAGUCAAGCUUUAUAUCAGACUGUCAUUUUGAUCACCUUUCAAUACAAAGGACCAAGUAUCCUAGGCAUCAGCAAGAAGGUGGCUUUUGUUGAGAUUGCACACAUUGUUGUUGGCAAUGCAAGGUUGAAUUGGGCACAGUGGGGUAUCUGUCUUCUAAUUGGGAUGGUCUCAUGGGCUAUUGAUCUGGCUGUUAAGUCUGCAACCAGCUUCAUACUCAGCUCAGCAUCCAUUAGUAGGACUAUGACACCCUCUAAUGUCUCAGAAUCCGCUUCUAAUCUAGAGCUCCCACUCAUUCAUGGAAAUUCCACAUGA